Planococcus citri (citrus mealybug) is the source of this 3747-nucleotide messenger RNA. Its product is annotated as serine/threonine-protein kinase 3/4-like. Bases 470 to 2080 code for a protein of 536 amino acids. Lineage: Eukaryota; Metazoa; Arthropoda; Insecta; Hemiptera; Pseudococcidae. The transcript is spliced from 12 exons. The record is from RefSeq and is a predicted model, not a curated record. Gene Ontology annotation, cellular component: cytoplasm. Gene Ontology annotation, biological process: protein tetramerization; intracellular signal transduction; protein phosphorylation. Gene Ontology annotation, molecular function: protein serine/threonine kinase activity; ATP binding.
UUAUACUGAUUACUGAUAAACACUGGACUUGUAAAAUCAUAAAAUGAAAAUUUCUGCUCUAAUAGAUAAAUUCAUUAUAGAAAUGAAAAAGUUAUUAAUUUAGACAUAUCUGAAAUGUAUAGUGAAGAGCCAAUGAAUGCAAAAUACAUAACGUUGAUUUGCAUUUUGCAGUGAAUGAAUAUUCACAUUCUGGACUUGUUCAUUGUUGAGAAUGCGUUACUAUAAACAACAAAAAAAGUAUUAAACUCAACUAUUACUCGAAUACAAGAAAAAUUGUCAAGCUCUCGUGUUUUACAUUGUGAUUCUGUUUUCCAAUGUGAGUGAAAUAGUGUUUCAUCGUCUUUGAAAAAGACAGAAAAAGUUUUACCCUAUUUUUGAUGUUCAGUCAAUCGUCCAUGAUAUUCGUCUCAAAUCUCGAACUUUCAAUUUCAUAUUAUUGGCUAUAUUCGAAAAUCGUUAUUGUUUCAUCAUGUCAUCAAAAAGCGAACUGAAGAAACUAUCUGAAGAAAGUUUAACCAGACAACCUGAAGAAGUUUUCGAUAUCAUUUGCAAGCUAGGAGAGGGAUCUUAUGGAAGCGUUUACAAAGCUCUACACAAAGAGUCUGGCCAGGUGCUUGCUAUCAAGCAAGUACCAGUGGAUACAGAAUUGCAUGAAAUAAUAAAAGAAAUCUCCAUAAUGCAGCAAUGUGAUAGUCCUUAUGUCGUGAAGUAUUACGGUUCUUAUUUCAAAAAUACGGACUUAUGGAUCGUGAUGGAAUAUUGCGGCGCUGGCUCGGUUUCUGAUAUAAUGAGACUUCGUAAGAAAACACUGUCAGAGGAUGAAAUCGCUACAAUUUUAUCGGAUACCUUGAAAGGCCUAGAAUAUUUACACUUGAGAAGAAAAAUCCAUAGAGACAUAAAAGCAGGAAAUAUUUUACUGAACACCGAAGGUCAUGCUAAAUUGGCUGAUUUUGGCGUUGCUGGGCAAUUAACGGAUACCAUGGCUAAACGAAAUACCGUUAUUGGUACUCCGUUUUGGAUGGCUCCGGAAGUAAUUCAAGAGAUAGGAUACGACUGUGUUGCUGACAUUUGGAGUCUUGGUAUAACUGCUUUAGAAAUGGCUGAAGGGAAACCCCCUUAUGGUGAUAUUCAUCCGAUGAGAGCCAUAUUUAUGAUACCAACGAAACCGCCUCCUUCUUUGAGAGAAUCAGAUAAAUGGUCUCCCGAAUUCGUUGAUUUUGUUAAUCGUUGCUUGGUGAAAAAUCCCGAGGAAAGAGCUUCAGCUAGUGAUAUGCUGCAACACGAUUUUAUUAAAAAUGCCAAACCGUGUUCUAUACUUAGUCAAAUGAUAUUGGAAGCUAGAGAAAUCAGGGAGAAUCUAAAUUACGCUGCCGCUAAUAUGAACAAUAACAGAAAAAAUCUCGCUUUGAUUGAUGACGCUGCAUCCAAAACGCUGAUGCGAGGCGACUAUGAAGAUAAUGAUAAAACUUUGGUGCCGGAAAUGUUACGGGGUGCUGGCAGUUUGACGACCAAAAUGAGUACCUUGACUGAAGAUUUAAAUACGAUGGUAAUUAACAGUGAUGGUACAGAUGACGAUGCAACUAUGAAAAGACAUGAUACUGGUUCUGCUGACUAUGGGAAAAAAUAUCGCCCACCUUUUAUGGACCAUUUUGAGAAAAAAGAAUCAGAAAAUAAUUAUAAGGAUUCAAGACAGUUACCGUCCACUUUAUUUUUUAAAAGCCAGUCACCACUAAUUAAUAUGAAUUCAAUGAAUGUGCUACCACCUAUUCAACAACCUCCUGUUGCGGAAUACGUAGUACCGCCAAGAUUGAUUGAGCAACCACCUCUACCACCACCGAAACCUGGCAACGAAGAAGUAAAACCUGAACUAGCCGUUCAUAAUAAAUUUCGCUCAGCUAUUGUAGAAGGAGAUUUUGAAUUUUUGAAGUUUCUAAGUUAUGAUGAACUUCAGCAACGAAUGAGUACAUUAGAUUCUGAAAUGGAAAGAGAAAUUGAAGAACUUCGUAAAAGGUAUCAAACUAAACGACAGCCUAUUCUAGACGCUAUAGAUUUAAAAAGAAAACGCCAGCAGAAUUUUUAAUAAUCGUAUAAGGCUUUUGACGUAUUGCGGGUUGCAUAUCGGUUUGCCUGAACUUUAUCGGUUUGGUGGGCAUUCUUAUCAGUGAGUAUCAAAAUGUCAUAUUUUGAGCAAUUUUCAUAAGGUGUUUUUGAAAUGUAUAGCUUUUAUUUAGUUUUUUCUUCAAUUUUAAACACUGUUAAACCCUGUAAUGGAAAAAGAUCCUCUCUUCGUCGAGUUUUAAAGAAGUUGACAAAACGUCUUUGAACCUCGACAAAGAGCGGAUCUUUUUCCAUCACAGGAUUCAACAGUGUUUAAAAUUGAUGGAAAAACUAAAUAAAAGCUAUAAAUUUCAAAAAAACCUUGUGAAAAUUGCUCAAAAUAUGAAAUUUUGAUACUCACUGAUAAGAAUGCCCACCAAACCGAUAAAGUUCAGGCAAACCGAUAUGCAACCCGCAAUACGUCAAAAGCCUUAUUUCUCUCUCCUUAUUAACAUUGUUUUUUCGUUUGUUUUCCUUCUUUCUCAUUAUUUUUCCACGAUUAUCAUUAUUGUUGUAGUAUUGUUUGAUAUGUUCUGAAAGGCGUAACUUUCAGGAAUAUUCUGCAUGAAGUGAAAAGCAAAAUUUUUUUAUUUGUUUACCAUUUAAAUAUUUCAUAUACUUAGUAAUCAAAUUUUGACUAUUGUUCGUGAAAUUAAUUUUAACUAGCUCGCGUUGUAGGUAAAAACAGGUUGAAGUACGUAAAUGGAACAUUAUUCUUGUGUUCCACUUCACGUAGGUUAUUCUCGUUUAAUUACAGGGUAUCUUCUACGAAUGUUCUUUUUUUCUAGUUUUAUAUUCGAAUUUUUAACGUUUGAAAGGGUUUGUGUGUUUUAUAAUGCAAAGUUUUUGAAAAAAUUUUUUCUAGGCUUUGGAUUUAAAAUUUGAUAUGUUUUUAAUUUUGCACUUGGAAAAAUUAAGGUCGUGCUCUUCUACGAAAAUCAAAUAUUUUAGUCGUUAUUUGUAGUUUUAAAAAAGAAAUGCAUUUUCUGAUAUUUAGAUAAAGAUAAUAUUUUUUUGAAAUUAAUAAUUUCAAAUAGACAUCGUGAACGAUUUUGAUCUGAUAAUGUAAAAUGGCAGUUCCUGUUACGCUCAACGAAAACUGUGAUGAAAAAAAAAGUCAGAAACUGAUUUAUUUUUAAAAUAUACUUAGUAUUUAUUUUAUUUUAAAAUUUUUUCGUUGUACGUCUGUUUCGAUUAAUUGAGUAGAACUCUUUUUUACUUGUUGAACGUUACACGAACGUUUUGUAGUGUGUUCAAAAAUGGUUGUUAUGGUGUUCGUAAAGUUACGCCUGUUAUUCUGAUUCUGAUACCUAUAUUAUGUUAUUAUUUUGUGAAAUCAUUUAGAUCCCCUAACUAUUUGAUGUAACCCCAUCAACUGAAAACAGCAAUAACAUUUCAAUGCAGUGUUACUCAUACCACUGUAAUUAUUUAUAUUGUGUAUUUUAAAACAUCGAUUGAAAAGUGCCUAGAAAAUCAUAUUUUUAUAUAUUAUUAGACGCUGUAAUUACCAAUUAUUCGCGUAUUUUUUUGUUUUACAACAAUUUUUUUUUUCGGUUUUUUAAAAGAUUUAUAUUGACUGACAAAUAACAUGUUAUUAGAUAGUGUUAACAACAAUAUUUAUAAAAAUUAAAAAACUGACAAUGGUUUUCA